Molecule: messenger RNA, 5247 nt
Organism: Callorhinchus milii (elephant shark)
Lineage: Eukaryota; Metazoa; Chordata; Chondrichthyes; Chimaeriformes; Callorhinchidae
Product: transcription factor jun-D
Exons: 3
Coding region: 79-1020 (313 amino acids)
Biological process (GO): regulation of transcription by RNA polymerase II; regulation of cell cycle; regulation of cell population proliferation
Cellular component (GO): transcription regulator complex
Molecular function (GO): transcription factor binding; DNA-binding transcription factor activity, RNA polymerase II-specific; RNA polymerase II cis-regulatory region sequence-specific DNA binding
Source: RefSeq, a predicted model, not a curated record
UCCUCCCAACCGUCGCCGAGGAGACGUGCAGUCGAGCGGAGCGGUUGGUGCUUGUGACCGCGGCCUCGCCCUCGCCCUAUGGAAGCGCCCUUCUACCACGAUGAGGCUGUGAGUGCGGUCAGGCCCGGCAGCGGCUCCUAUCCUCGCCACCCCAGGUCCCAGACUGACGAGAAGAGCGCGAGCAGCGGAGCAGCCGAGCCCCCGGAGCCCACCUUUCUCAGGCUGGCCUCUCCCGAACUGCAUCGGCUCAUGACGGCACAGGCCUCGGGCCGAGGCUCGGCGAGCGGCCGACUACAGGAAGAGGAGCAGGAGCGGCUGUCUCAGGGACUUGUCAAAGGCAGAGGAUUUGUACUGCAGUCAGGGAACAGGGAGCAAGAGGAUGAACGCUCAUGUUCCUAUACAUUGCAGGAUUUGCAGAAGCAGAACCAGCUCCUAAUCCUAUCAGGAACCACCUGCUCACCUCAUACCUCAACAUCAGUGUAUCAUGGGAAUCUGCAUCUGACCCAGGCAAGGGGAGGAGACUUACCUGUAUAUACAAACAACACCUACAACCCAAGCCUAUCCAGUAUGAUUUCUGGAACUUAUUCUUCUACUGCUACUAUACCCUGUGCUGGCCGAACACUUGUUCAAGACCAUCUCCCAGCCAGUGCACAACCUGGUUGCCCCAAACUCCAAGAACAACCCCAGAUUGUGCCUGAAGUAGGUCCUGUGGGUGAAUCUCCUCCACUCUCUCCAAUAGAUCUAGGCAAUCAGGACCAAAUCAAAGCUGAGAGGAAGCGAUUGAGAAAUCGCAUUGCUGCAUCCAACUGUCGAAGGAGGAAGCUGGAGCGUAUUUCAAGAUUGGAGAACAAAGUAAAGAGUCUGAAAUCAGAAAACUCUGAAUUGACCUCAACAGCCACUGUCUUGCGUGAACAAGUGGUACAGCUUAAACAUAAAGUGAUGAACCAUGUCACUAAUGGGUGUCAAUUAGUGCUUACUACCUCUAGCCUCCUAAAACCAGAAGAAAAUGCCAGAUUUUAAAUAUACUUUAGGACAGACUGGUAGACGGUUAGAUUCCAUUGAGAGGUGCUGGGCAUUGACUGAGGUUUGUGCCUAAUUACCUGCUGAAAUUUAGAGAUUGAACAGCUGGCACAAUAUGUGAAGCACCUUGGGUUGAUGGAAUCGUUAAUCUUGGAGGAGGGAAAAAUCUUCAAGGAGACUGUUUACUGUGCCAUUGGUGCCCAUUUAGAGGUGUAUAUAAUCAAAAAUAUCCUGCUUUCCAUACUAGAAUACUUUAAAAUAAAAGUUUGAAUUUGUAGACAACUGUCUAUUUUGAAUCUGCUGAUGUCCUUCUAAAUGCAUUUCUAUUUUCAUUUCAGAACAAUGCUGUAGACCAAUGGGCAUCUUAAAGAACAACAAAAAUUUAAAAAUUAGAAAGCACAAAGUUUAAGGAUUGUCUUGUUUUUUUCAAAAAAUAGUUCUAAAGAUCUUCAUGUUUGUGAAAAAGGCAGUUCAAGAAGGAAAGCUUUUUAAGCUCUCUCUAAAUGCACUGGAAAGAAAGUUUUGAAGCAUGGGUCUUCUCAAGAUUUAAAAUUUAGAGCACAUACAAAGGAACUAAUGUGAAAGAUUGCACAAAUGUUUUUGGCCUAUUGAUGUCAAACAUGACCAAGAACUGGAGCUGAAGUUAUUAACCAGUAAUGUUAAAUACAUCCGUAUGGACUAAAUGUAUUUUUUAAACAUAAGAAUUUUUUGUUUUAAGUUGAGCUUUCAUUUUAGGGUGCGAUAUCGAGUACAGUACAAUGAUCGGUAUCUGGGAGCAGUACUAUGCUAGAGAUGGUUAGUUGGUCUAUUUCAUUGCCCUAUUACAAUCAAGCAAAUAGCUCAGCUGUUUUCUUUAUUCAGUAAAUGUAUUGGUUGCAGUUGGGUGUUUUUUUUAAAAAUAACAAUAAAGCUUUAGGUAGCCUUCAUGUUUUAUAUUUUAGAGCUAAGUACUUUAUCUGUACAACCUUUUCAACCUGUGGGUGCAAGGCAUGGCUGACUCAUUCUUUAUGGGGGCGGGGAAAGACACAACAAUGACGUACAUCCCUUUUAAGAUGUGAUGUUUGACAUCAUUUGUAAUAACCACAUAACCUUUUCCUCCCACAUGCAAUUGGUACCACUGUAAGGCAUAAAUUUUUUCCUUUUGGCAAAAAUGGUUUAUAGGUCAGUCGCAUGAUCUUUGGAUCUCUUAUAAUUGCUCUAUAAUUUAAAGUUAGUUUUAGUAUUUUUAUAUUAAUGUAUAUUAUGUAUAAAAAAAUUCUGGUUUUACUUGAGCUUUGGUGUAGAUCAGUAUUGUAGUACAGGUACAGUAUUUAAGUUUUUUAAAAGUUUCUAUCACUCUUGAUUGUAAGCAGCACCUCAAAUGAUUCACUAUUGUGUGUUCUGUAGUCCUGCUUUGUUCAUAAGAUCUAGUGAAUGUGAGAAAUAUAUUAGGAUGCAUGAUUCGGGCAUGAUAUGGAUGCUUGCAUGACCGUUGUUGGAUUGUUUACUUAGAAUGUGUGUUAGACUGCAAAGAUGGCACUCUUUGGGGGGAAAAAAAAAUUAAGAAAAUCUGUUUCAGCAUUCUCCAUCCAUAUUGGUCAGUGAAGAUGCUUCCCAAUCAGCCAAAGAAGCCAUGAAAUGUUGAUAGUUAUAAUAGUGGAGAAGAUAUAAACCAAGACGAGACUGACAAUGCUGUAUCAGUAACUCACUUGAUGCUGUUCAGGAUAAAUUGAUUCAGACCCUAUUGGGAUGUCCUGAAUCAACAGGGGAAUGUCGCCCUGUUAAGUGCCGAUCUUAAGUGGAAGUACUGUGAAUAUGGUGACUGAAGGUUUAAGACCAAGGAAGUGAGGCAUGUACACUGAACUAGAAUCAGAAGAGCAUUGGGCACAGGAAUAUUGUGAAGAAAUCUUGUCAGAACAAGAAUGUUAAUGUUGAUCUCAAGAUGUUCUGGGAGCCAGUGGAGCUUCAUGAGGAUGGGUGUGCAGAGUGACAUGGAGGAGAGAACACAGGCUGCAGAACCUCGAUGAGUUGGAGACUCUUGAGGAGAGUUCUGGAGAAAUCUGUUCUCGAGUCAAAAGCAUGAAUGUACUUCUAGUAACAGAGGGUGGGAUAAAGAUGUAAGUAGACAUUCCAGAGAUGGAUUCCAGGGUGGGCCUGGUAAUGAGCCUGACAUGGCAUUGAAGGACAGCUUGGGCGAACCUGAACACCAAGAUUGUUGCACUGGCUGAUUAAGGUUGAUGAACACCCAGGCAGGUUAUUGAUGAUAACCAAGCAAAUGGCUUCAGUUUUACCAAUUACAAGGAGGAAUUAGGGCUCACUUAAACAAUCGUGGAAUCCUUUACCCCCUCUGGAGGCUGAGUGAAAGAUUUUCACAAGGAAGACAUGACGGCUAACAAUAGGUAACAAUAUCCUGAAUGUGGCUGUCUGCACCAAAAAUGGACCUCACAUCAGGAUCUUGCAAUAUUCAAUUUAAGUCCAAAUGUGGAUGGACUUUCUCUGUACAGCACUGGCGGUUGACUUGUCUAGCAAAUACUACCAAGAAAAUAUCUUGGUAUACUUCCAGGAAAUGAACAUAGCAGUUGCUCUAUUUGAUCCUGAAUCUGGGUGACUGGUUCUUAGGGUCUGACCUGGCAAGGUUUAUGUGUCUUCUAAUUUUACUGAUAAUGAUUCUUGCAUUAACAGAACACUCAGCUUCAUGUUGUGAGACUUGCAAACCAAGAUUUGUUCAGGGAACUUUUAUUUGGUGCGUGUGCAUAGCCACGAUUUCUUUCCAUCUCGGGGGGGGGGGGGGGGUUCAGAAGGCCAGGGCAGAGGGGGAAAUUCUGGUUACUUGAAUAUUGACCCUUAAACACCAUGGUUUAAACAUCCAGGAGUUGAGCAGGGCUUGUCCAAAUUCACUUCCCACAGGAAAGAUCAAUUAUCCCAGUUGUCUGGCGUCAUCCUCUGCUCACACCAAUCAAAUCUUUCACUAAUUGGUUAUUCAGAAGAGCAGACUGUUGAAUGAAGACCCUUAACCAACAGUAGUGGGUCCUCAAAAUAUCAGGUAAGCCAUCUGCCACUAAGGCUUUGGAAUGAAAAAGUGCAUUUACACUAUCCAACAGCUUAGACUAUUUCCAGAAUCUUCAUUCUCCAAUUAAAAGUUAAUUUGGUAGGUUCAUCCAGGCAUCUGGAGACACUUGUACUCUACUCUCCUUUUAAUGGUCAUACGGCAGCGAUGUUUAGAGGUUGCCUAGAAAAAGUAACUACUUUGUGGGGUAAUCUUCAUUUGUUGAAUACAGAACAUUAUCAAUCUUACCUGUUUAUUUCUUCAGGCCCUUAGGUUGGGGGUGCACCAACAUGCCUCUUUGGUUUCCAUAGAUUGCAGAUAAAAGUAUUGGUCUGUCUGCACAUGCUGGUAGCUUACUAUUUAUGUUGAUAUUAAUGGAAUAUUGGUUAUUUUGUCUGCCAAGAAUGUGUCAGCCAUGUUGCAACCAAAUGAUGUUUGGUAUAUUCUCUACAUUCAGAGAAUGAGAAAGACCUUCAAUGUUAGGCAGUCUUACUGAGGCAAUAAUUAUCAUGUUACUAUUUUGAAAAAAGAGCCUUGCAUUUGACAUGACUUCUUUCAGGUUGGGAGGAUAUCUCAAACGUGUUGCAGGAUUCACUAUAAAGUAUAGUGCUAUAUUUUGUUGAUGAACAUGGCAGCCAAUUUCCACACAACAUUGCAUUUAUAUUGUGCCUCUCACAGCAGGAGGAUGUCCCAAGGUGCUGGAUAGUUGCAUUUGAAGGGCGGAAGCCAAGGUGGGGGUGGGGGAAAUCACUGAUGACACAGUCAAAGAGGAAGGUAUUGAGACUCACUUUGAAGGAGGUGAGGGAAGGGGUGAGGUGAAGGGUCUUGGGAUGGAGUUGCAGAGAGUGGGUGUAACACAAUGAUAUCCCACAAACAGACAAAAUGAAAUGACUUAAUUUUUUUCAGAGAGUUUCUUGGCCAGAAAACAAGGAGACACUCCCUCUUGGGAAGCUCUUAUGAACGUUUAUUGGAAGUUCAAAUGCUGCAAGUAGAAAGUAAUUACUAUGAAUGUUUUUCAGACAAAACCAAAGAAUUUAUAAUUUGGGAGUUGCCUUAUACAGUAGUCUGAUUAAUACUAAAAUUACCAAAAGGCCUUUGUAAAUAUGAGUCAUGCAAAUUGAGAUUUGUGUUAUAUGGCAUUUUUAUACUUUUGAGUGACUGUAUAUAAAACAGGGGAAGAAAUAAAGUUUUCUUAAAGGUUA